AUGACUUCUACACUGGCCCAGGGGCUGGGGCGAAUCACAGACCAGCUGGGCUACCUGGUACUGAGUGAAGGUGCAGCACUGGCAUCACCUGGGAAUCUCAAGAGUGAUGAACAGGCAGCCAGUGCCAUCUCUGAGCUGGUCAGCACAGCUUGUGGCUUCCAGCUGCACCACGGCAUGGAUGUCCCCUUCAAUCACCUGUCUGUGGUCUUUAGAGAACACACGCUGCUGGUGACUGUGUCAGGACAGAGUGGGUUUGUGGUGAAGAGGCAGAACUGA
Molecule: messenger RNA, 276 nt
Organism: Cavia porcellus (domestic guinea pig)
Lineage: Eukaryota; Metazoa; Chordata; Mammalia; Rodentia; Caviidae
Product: ragulator complex protein LAMTOR4-like
Exons: 1
Coding region: 1-276 (91 amino acids)
Biological process (GO): positive regulation of TOR signaling; cellular response to amino acid stimulus
Cellular component (GO): Ragulator complex; lysosome
Molecular function (GO): guanyl-nucleotide exchange factor activity
Source: RefSeq, a predicted model, not a curated record